UAUAAGCUUGCGGCACGAUGACACAGCGACUGAAUUUGCCUCAUAUAUUGCAGAAUCAGCUGCAGAACGAACCCCGUGUGCAGGGUGGGGGGAUUUUUAAGCUGGGCAACAAAAGAGAUAAGACCGCCAUGAAGAUCAAACCGAAGGAACAGAUUCCCAAUGAUACCUAUUUUUCCGAGAAGCCGGAUGUGAUCAAGACCUUUGAUAAAAUGGUGUCGACCAUACACUCCACCAUGAAGGCUACUCAACCGCCGCGGAGAGCAAUUCCCACGAUACCAGCGCCCAUAGCUGUGAUUCCGAAUGCACCACCACAGAAAACUUUUCGGAAGCGCAGCAAGUCAGUACGCAGCAGGUCCCUCCGCAGUAGAUCCGCCUCGCGCGGCAGGUCUGUGACGCGCAGCAGGUCCUCGCGCUUCAAAGGAGGCGGCAGUUCCUCAAACCGGGGCAGUACCACGGAAGGUAAUGGUAAUGAUGCGGCGCGGAUGAACGAUAUGGUGGCCAAGAGUUUCCACAAUCAGCGUCGCAUUCGAGAGGUGUUGCAGCAGAAGGUAAUGCUGGAGCAAAUGCUGUUGCAGCACAAGAGACUGCAAGCGCGACAGGCAGACCAUAGCCUCUGGACAUAA
Messenger RNA from Drosophila persimilis, 623 nucleotides. RefSeq lists its product as uncharacterized. The coding region runs from base 18 to 623 and encodes 201 amino acids. The transcript has 3 exons. NCBI's taxonomy places the organism in Eukaryota, Metazoa, Arthropoda, Insecta, Diptera, Drosophilidae. The record is from RefSeq and is a predicted model, not a curated record.